Messenger RNA from Gordionus sp. m RMFG-2023, 1770 nucleotides. RefSeq lists its product as uncharacterized. The transcript is spliced from 5 exons. The record is from RefSeq and is a predicted model, not a curated record. Lineage: Eukaryota; Metazoa; Nematomorpha; Gordioida; Chordodea; Parachordodidae. The coding region runs from base 272 to 1474 and encodes 400 amino acids.
GUUUGUAUAAUAAAUUUUAUUUUAUUAUAUUUUUUUUGAAAAAAUUUAUUUAUAUUUACUCUUUUUUGAUAAAAAUAUUUAUUUAAAAAAAUAAAAUUAUUUCAUCACUUGUUCAUAAUUCCGUGAAACAACCAGUAGAACUUUAAACAGGAAUACAGAUAAAAUAACCAGCUAUCAAUUCACCCAGAGAAAAUAAAGCUUUUUCAGUCAAUUAACGAUCUUCGUUACGACCACAUAACAUACACUACACUACACCCAACACUAAAAAAUAAUGUUCAACGCGUUGUCAAAAUACGUUUCGGGUUAUUUGAAGAGAAGCAAUUCCUUGCACUCUCCAGCCGAUCUCAGUGGCUCCCCGAUCAAUAUCAACGACAGGGCGGAUAUUAACUUUCCAUCCCUCAUCCCCAAAGGGGAUAUAACCACCAAAGAAAUCGAUAACGAAUGGAUAUUCGUAGCCGAAAAAAACCCUUCUUCGAAGUGCAAUUCCCUACAUCGCUCUAGCACCCCUAACACGUGGUUUCCCGCGACGCCCGCCUCUCAUCCGCUACCCCUUUUGAAAACGGAGCCAGAUAAUACGGGUUUCCUUUUGGUGGCCGACAAGAUACAUGACCGGGAAGUUUUCGACAAGGAAAAUGGUUGCGUGAUCGUCAACCAAAACCGACUCACUACUUUACCCGAUGUUAAGGAAUUUGGCGGUAUCGAAAAAUUCGGACCGGUUUCGUUGCCAAUUUCGGUUUCUGAACCCAAAAAAGUUUCUAUCCGGGUAUCCAAUCGAAUACCGGUGGUUACGGCCUUUGACGAGGCCUGGGAUCGCAAGAAGGGUCAGUCGGACAAGGCCAAAGCUUUCAACGUUGCCCAGAAGCAGGCCUUCAAACAAUACCGGAAGCAUUCCGAUUCCACCUCAUCUCAAUCUUCUUGCCAUUCCACCUCCCCGAACCGUAGUAGGGAAGAUGGGGUAAAGGUUGGAGCUAACGCCGUCAAUAAGGACAAAGCAAAAAACAAAAAGCUGAGAGGAGGCAAAGCCCGCCCUUCAGGAAAUCAGGAAUCGUUCAUCCCUAGCUCUCCUCGUCACCAUCCCCACGUUUCCCCUAGAACGUCGGCUCGUUCUAUUCCUACCGAUCACCUCGCCCAAGCACCACUUAACCCCGGUCUAGCCAAAGCUUCGUUGGACUCGGUCCCGGGGAAUCGCCGCCAAAGAAAUAAGCGAUCCGCCAAGACCGGCCGUAACCCCUUCAACGGGAAACUGUUCAGACUUUUCGAGACCGAAGAGAUUUUUCAGAAAGAUUCCAACACCAACGCCGGCGAUAAUAUAAGCUGGAAUACGCUUCCCUUCGCACCCUCUGGUUUCGAAAAUGGGAAAAGUACGAAGGGGAAGAAGCGAGGCGGGGGCCGCUUCUUUUACGCUCAGGGCUGUUUUGGUAAGCGAAGCGGAAUAAUCAGGCAACCUUUGCCAAAGACUUACGCGAAAUGUUGAUGACCCCCCUGAACGAGAAUAUCGACUUUUUCAUUCAUUCAUUCCUAGCUCCUCAUUAUUUCACAUUUUUACCUAAUUUGGCAUCUGUCAAUCCUCAUUUAUAUAUGUCUGUAAUCUUAUAUUUCUUUACUUUUUUUCCUUAAUCUUUGAAGUAAGUGUCAAUUAUUUUUUCCAAAUCUUAAGAAUCUUGUAUUUCCUUAACUUAAAACAUAAUUUAUAUUUAUUUAUGUUCUUCUCACAAUAUCUCAUGUCCAUAUUUUUAUAUGAACGGGGUAAAUAUUAACCUUUUUUUUAAA